Molecule: messenger RNA, 1053 nt
Organism: Closterium sp. Naga37s-1
Lineage: Eukaryota; Viridiplantae; Streptophyta; Zygnematophyceae; Desmidiales; Closteriaceae
Source: the annotation of a GenBank genome assembly
AUGGGGAUCGCGUCGCGCCUCCUUUGUCUCGCCGCGCUACUGUUUCUCGGAGAAUCUCUGCUCAGUGCGGAAGCGCGCCGGCGGAGAUCGCCUCCUACUAAGCCGCCGCCUCAGGCGCCUGCCUCGAAGUCAACCGGGCCGAUCGACGCGAUUUUCGUUUUUGGCGAUUCGCUUCAGGACGUGGGAAACAACAACUAUGGCGGCAAGUCAGUGCUUCAGUUCAACAUCCCGCCGUACGGAAAGAACUUCACCUUCCCCGCAUUCCAGGCGUCGGAGCAGCUCGACUGGUUCGACAAGAUCCAGACGGACUCCAUGAAAGCCGCUGGCGCUGACGCGAGCCUGCCCCCUCCCUCCGUCUUCUCCACCGCGCUUUACGUCGUCGGGCUCGGAUCCAACGACUACUUUGUUAUUUUUUUCGGGGAGAAGAUCGAUGAGACGACGCUCCCGAGGAUCACUGCGGGAGGCGCGAAUCAAAUGCAGGCGUUUGCUUCGACUGUGGUGGCUUAUUUGAUGUCCUACGUGGGGGGUCUAUACAGCCGCGGAGCGCGGCGGUUCUUGCUGUUUGAAAUUCCCCCCCUCGGCUGCCUGCCGCUGUGGCGACAGGCGCUGCAGCCGGCGGAGAAGCAGGGGGAGUGCGUGAGCGAGAUCAACGCGUAUGCCCAGGAGCAUAACAAGCAGCUGGCUGUUGCUAUUGCUGGGCUGCAAAAGACUCUCAAAGGCUCGAAUAUUCUGCUCGCGAAGACGUACUCCUUUUUGGAGAACGCUGUUGCCGAUCCUGCCACGGUUGGCCUUUUCGGAACCAGCGCAUGCUGCGGCGGCCCGCCUCCCCUCAACGGCCUUGUGCAGUGCGGCAAAACUGACACCGUGGGUGGUUACAAGGUAACAGCGACGGAGUGCAGCCGCCCCCAGGACAGCAUCUUCUGGGACCGCCUGCAUCCCACUGAGGCCUUCAAUCGUGAGCUGGCCAAGGGCAUUUUCCUGGGCGGAAAGGAAUCUGUCGUGCCGAUAAACCUGCGCCAGCUGGCGAGCGCCGCGAGCGGGCAGAAGAAGUGA